Messenger RNA from Tachysurus fulvidraco (yellow catfish), 3003 nucleotides. RefSeq names its product guanylate cyclase 1 soluble subunit alpha 1 (gene gucy1a1). The transcript is spliced from 8 exons. Gene Ontology annotation, biological process: cGMP biosynthetic process; response to oxygen levels. Gene Ontology annotation, cellular component: guanylate cyclase complex, soluble. The coding region runs from base 474 to 2522 and encodes 682 amino acids. NCBI's taxonomy places the organism in Eukaryota, Metazoa, Chordata, Actinopteri, Siluriformes, Bagridae. Gene Ontology annotation, molecular function: heme binding; guanylate cyclase activity. The record is from RefSeq and is a predicted model, not a curated record.
GUGUGUGUGUGGUGCGUGUGCGUGUGGUGCGUGUGCAUGUGAGGCGUGUGUGUGUUGUGUGUGCUGUAUGUGUUGUGUGCAGCGCGCUCCGUGCGUAACGGCACUUCCACACGGUCUACCGCGUCUCUCAUCAUGCAUAUUUAACAGUCUGUCUUUACCUCUGCACAUCAUUGGCCAGUCCAGAGCUGCUCGGCUCCUGAUUGGUUGCAUGUGUAAUACCUUUGCUCUUUUUAUUAGCAUGUGUAAUUCUCAAUCUGACGCGCCGUGUUGCUAAGUUUUCAGUGUGAGGUUCUCGUGUUCACGGCAUUGAGAGCUGUGACGGUCAGCUUGGUUCUGUGAGGUUCUGUUCUGCUCAGUGGCUGUCAGUGACAAUGUGUGUAUUUAUAUGGAAAGGCUUCUGGAAUGACUGUAGUGCGACUUGCGCCAUGUAGACGCGGUGUUCUCGCUCGUUGUGCGCAGGAUUUCCACUCAGGAUGUUCUGUGCCAAACUGAAGGAGCUGAACAUUUCGGCCGAGUGUCCUUUCUCAGUGCUGGUGAGAAAUGAAGAAGCAGACGAAAGGGGAGAUAGAGACAAGAUAGGAGAGAACCGAGCUCAGGUCGCUGAACGCGUCACAAACGUCGCGCCAAGGCGCAAAACGAGCCGGAAUAAAGUUAAUCUACAUUCACUGGGAGAAAGCGUCCGCAAACUGGUGUGUCCAGAGUUCGAAAAACUGCGAAAUGCGAUGUCCAGAGUGAUGAACCAGCAGUCACACACCACAUGUCCUGCUCAACACACUACAGAUGGUCAUCAGCUUCCUGACAAACCUGAACACUUGCUGGAGGUCAUGAAGAGUUACUCAGUGAAAACAGGAAUUCCCCUGGACACCUUGAAGCUCGCUCUCGGUACUGAAGUAUUCCGUGACUGCUAUGAAGAAGAUGAUCACGUGCUCCGAGUGGUGGGUGGAGCCUUGCAUGACUUCCUGAACAGUUUCAACGUCCUCCUGAAGCAAAGCACACCGCCCACCGCCGAUGCACGCCAUCAUGUAUGUCAGGCCUCUGUGCUGUGUCUGGACAAAGACCCGGGCCUUCUGACUGUCUACUACUUCAACCCUCACUCCACCACUGAGCUCUUCUUCCCAGGCAUUGUUCAGGCAGCAGCUCACUUCCUGUAUGGCAUCAAAGUGGAUGUCAAGAUAGACUCAGAGGUAAAAGAGGGUGAGACUCUCCAUGACAACCAUCAGCCCCACCUUCUGUACUCCAUAAUGGUGAGAGAUGCCAGGAGCCUGACGCCCAGCCCCAUGAGGACACACUCGUCCGGUCAUAUCCCUCUGUCUCUGCUCUACUCCACCUUUCCCUUCCACAUCCUUUUAGAUCAGGACAUGGCCGUGGUGCAGAUGGGAGAUGGGUUGAGGAGGCGAUUAGGGCGGGGCAGGGAGGGUCAAAGAAGGCCAGCCUUUGAAGAGCACUUUGUCAUUGUGAUGCCUGAAAUCCAGCCAGAUUACCAGCGAAUCCUCACCAUGCUGAACACACAGUUCAUCCUGAGGAUGAAGCAGCUCGGAGCUAGCACCGCUGCUGGCUUUGGGAAGCACAUGGACCUUAAAGGUCAGAUGAUCUUCAUGACUGAGUCGAAUGCUGUGCUGUUUCUGGGCUCACCCUGUGUGGACCGUCUGGAGGAGCUGACAGGGCGUGGCCUUUAUCUGUCUGAUAUCCCCAUCCAUAAUGCCCUGCGUGAUGUGGUGCUGGUAGGUGAGCAGGCGAAGGCGCAGGAUGGCCUGAAGAAGCGUCUGGGGAAAGCCAAAGCGGCUCUAGAGCAGGCUCACCAGGCCCUCGAGGAGGAGAAGCGCAAAACCGUUGAGCUUCUCUUCACCAUCUUCCCUGGGAAUGUGGCUCAGCGGCUGUGGCAGGGGCUUCCUGUGCAGGCCAAGAAGUUUGACGCUGUCACCGUGCUCUUCUCGGACAUUGUGGGCUUCACUGCAAUCUGCUCACGCUGCACACCCAUGCAGGUGGUGGACAUGCUGAGCGCUCUCUACACACGCUUCGACCACCACUGUGGAGAACUCGAUGUCUAUAAGGUGGAGACAAUCGGAGAUGCGUAUUGCGUUGCUGGAGGGUUACAUAAGGAGAGUCCGACCCACGCUGUUCAGAUCGCUCUGAUGUCACUGAAGAUGAUGGAGCUCUCUGAUGAGGUCACGACCCCCAUGGGUGAGGCUAUCAAGAUGAGGAUUGGUGUUCAUUCUGGCUCAGUUCUUGCGGGCGUGGUCGGGGUGAAGAUGCCUCGAUACUGUCUGUUCGGGAACAAUGUCACCUUAGCCAACAAGUUUGAGUCAUGCAGCUUGCCGAGGAAAAUCAACAUCAGUCCUACAACCUACAGGUUACUGAAGGAUUAUCCCGAGUUUACAUUUAUCCCUCGCUCCAGAGACGAACUUCCUCCCAACUUCCCCUUUGAUGUUCCAGGUAUUUGUUACUUCCUGGAGUGGGCCGGCGGCAGGAUGAGUGACCCCACGGUCACGUGUUUCCCCGCCUUGAUGAACAGCGUACAGUAACGUACAGGAUCUGGUGCUGAGUCGGCGGCAUGUCAUGCAGCACUAGGACUGUUUAUAAUGGUGUUAUCAGUGCUGUCAGAGCUGCAGUGAAGUGAUCAGAGUUUAAAGAUUUGUUUGACUCCAGAACUUUAAUGCAGCUUUGUUACUGAUCUUCCUAACAAAUAAUCAUCUGCUGUGAUUUAGUCAAAGCCACAACUGCAGUAAUGAGAAUCAGAGCACGAGAAUUAAUUAAAUACUGUACACAUGUGAUCACAUUCAUGUAGUCUUUAUUCACUCGCUCACUGAGACACAGCACAGCGUUAUGAACACACUCAAUGUUCCUCAGUCCUGAUGUCCAAUCAGAUCAGUUUUACACCAGCUCUGUGUGUGUGUGUGUGUGAGUGUGAGUGUGUGUGUGUGUGUGUGAGUGUGUGUGAGUGUGUGUGAGUGUGUGUGAGUGUGUGUGAGUGUGUGUGUGUGAGUGUGUGUGUUUGUGUGAGUU